This is a messenger RNA of Pelagomonas calceolata, 1968 nucleotides long. NCBI's taxonomy places the organism in Eukaryota, Pelagophyceae, Pelagomonadales, Pelagomonadaceae. The record is from the annotation of a GenBank genome assembly.
UUAGAGCCGUACUCCUCACAGACAAGCACAUUGGUGACAAGAGAUUUGUGCCAGCUCCAGCUCGACUGCUUGCAACGUCUGCACCCAGUGGUGCGCAUCAACGAGCCCUGUACGGUGCAGCAGUUUGCAGCCAGUACACUACGCCGUAACAGCACGCGCGAGCGGCAAGCAGCACACCAUCACAAAAUGCCCUUCGCCUCGCCGUCCGCCAUGGCCGCCCUCGGCGAGGUCAAGGCCGCCUGGGGCCUCGAGCGCUGGAAGGCCCUCGACGCCGCGACCAAAACCAAACUCUGGAACGCGCGCCGCGCCGGCGAGGACGGCUGGACGCCGCCGGACUUUGCGCCCGCCGUGACGCCGUCGCCGCCCCGGGACGAGGACUCGAGCAGCGGCGAGGAGGAGGUCGUCGAGAGCGGUGCCGUGGCGACGCCGGACAAGGACGACGACGGCCUCUCAGGAAUGCUCUCGUCGCUGUCGGUCGCUCCAGCCCCGGCACCGAAGGACGUAGACGGACUAGAGGAGGCGCUCGCGUCCAUAAAUCUCGGACCCCAGACGCCUCAAAAGAAGCCCGCCGCGGGCGGCCCCGCGUGGGACUCACUAAGGCGCUACCAGCGCGCCCUGGUCCUGGACGUCGAGGACCGGCUCCGGUCGCCGCGCGCGCGCACGGCGGCGCGGCCCUUCGCGUCCGUGCUGUGUUCGCUGGCGACGGGCGGGGGCAAGACGCGCGUCGCCGCGGCUUUUCUGGAACGGAACUGUCGUGGGGAGGCGGCGCUCUUCGUCGUCAAUCGGACCGUGCUCUCGACGCAAGCUCAAGAUGCUUUACGGGACUACUGCGCCGUCAUCGAGUGGGACAAAGGAGACAUUAUCAAGCCGUUGGCGGACGACCGGCCGACGGUCUACGUGGCGACGAUUCAAGGGUUAAGAGCGUCCGGUGCGUUACAAAAGCCCUUGGACGGCGUGGCUUGCGUUGUCAUCGACGAGGCGCACCACGGCGCCGCGGACUCGUACCUAUCUUUACUGUUCGCGGGCCUGAAGUCCAACGCGUCGGCGAAGGUGCUAGGUUUGACCGCUACGCCAUUUAGAUUGGCUCGCGAUGCGGUCUUGGGGUCUGCCUUCUCGUCGGCGGCGCGCGGGCCGACGGUGCAGGAACUCGUCUCCAUAAAAGCGCUGGCGCCUCCCAAACUAAUCGCGUCGACGGCUCGAGAUCGAGUCGAAGCUAGAGGAAGGGACGAGGACGCGACCGAGGCGAACCUGGCCAAACUGCUCUGGUUGCGGGCGCGCCAAGCGGGCGCCAAGACGGCUGUGGCGUUCUGUCGCGAUAUCCGGCGGUCGCGGCUACUCGUCGAUGUCCUGAGAGGCGCCGGAGUGCGCGCCGAGCACCUCGACGGGAGCACGUCUGAGAAGGAUAGAAAACGUACAUUGGCCGAGCUGCGGGAGGGCAUUAUCGAAGUCGUGACGAACGCAUCAUUAUUAGCCGAGGGCUUCGACGAGCCCAGUCUGAGCGCCGUCAUAUUGGUGCGGCCGACGCAGUCGACCGCUUUGUUCGUGCAGCAGGUCGGCCGCGCGCUCCGGCCUUAUCCCGAGAAAACGUGCGGUUUUGUUAUCGAUGCCAUCGGCGCGGCCGAGCAGCACGGGUCGGCCUUCGGCCGCUUGCAUCGUCUGGAGCCGGACGACGGCGGAACUUUGGCGCGGGACCUCUCGGACCGCGCAGCCGCCGACGCGCCUCCGACGUUUCGGCUGUCGGCGAAGAAGGCGCCGCGACGCCGCGGCAUCGUCCGCGGGCCGCCGCCGCCGCCGGACCUUAUUGCUCUUGGACGGAAGCCCGAGAGGCCUCCGCCUCUUCCGGAGCCCGAGGACGUUGUGGCGCUCGGUAGCCUUUCCGUCGCCGACGACUCGAGCGGUGGCGAGGAAGAGGUGGUCGAGAGCGGACGGGCGCCCGACCCCGCGCCGGAAGCGUCGACGCCACCGUAA